Molecule: messenger RNA, 966 nt
Organism: Elephantulus edwardii (Cape elephant shrew)
Lineage: Eukaryota; Metazoa; Chordata; Mammalia; Macroscelidea; Macroscelididae
Product: olfactory receptor 5K2-like
Exons: 1
Coding region: 1-966 (321 amino acids)
Biological process (GO): G protein-coupled receptor signaling pathway; sensory perception of smell
Cellular component (GO): membrane
Molecular function (GO): odorant binding; G protein-coupled receptor activity; olfactory receptor activity
Source: RefSeq, a predicted model, not a curated record
AUGACUGAAGAAAAUAACACCUUGAAAAAUGAGUUUAUCCUCAAAGCAUUUAUGGAUCACCCAGAGCUGAAGACUUUCCUGUUUGUACUGUUCUUUGCCAUCUAUCUGAUCACCAUGGUUGGGAACGUUGGUCUGGUGAUACUGAUUUCAAAAGAAUGCAGUCUUCACACACCAAUGUACAUCUUCCUGGCAAACCUGGCUCUUGUGGAUUCUUGCUGUGCCUGUUGUAUUACCCCCAAAAUGCUAGAGAAUUUCUUUUCUGAAGACAGAAUUGUUUCCCUCUAUGAAUGCAUGGCACAAUUUUAUUUUCUUUGCACUGUUGAAACUGCAGACUGCUUUCUCCUGGCAGCAAUGGCUUAUGAUCGCUAUGUGGCCAUAUGCAGUCCGUUGCACUACCACACCACGAUGUCAAAGAAAUUAUGCAUUCAAAUGACCACUGGGGCUUUCAUAGCUGGAAACCUGCACUCCAUAGUUCAUACUGGACUUUUAUUUAGGUUAGUUUUCUGUGGAUCUAAUCAAAUCAACCACUUUUUUUGUGAUAUUCUUCCUUUAUACAGACUUUCCUGUGUGGAUCCUUAUCUCAAUGAAUUAAUACUGUUUAUCCUUUCAGGAUCAAUUCAAGUCUUCACCAUAGGCAGUGUCUUAAUAUCUUAUCUCUACAUUCUUUUUACCAUUUUCAAAAUGAAAUCCAAAGAGGGAAGAGUCAAAGCAUUUUCCACCUGUGCUUCCCACUUGCUGUCUGUCUCAUUAUUUUAUGGAUCUAUUUUCUUCAUGUACAUUAGACCAAAUUUGCUGAAAGAAGGAAAUCAGGACAUACCAGCUGCUAUUUUGUUUACAAUCGUAGUUCCUUUACUAAAUCCUUUUAUUUAUAGUCUGAGGAAUAAGGAAGUAAUAAAUGCCUUGAGAAAAAUUCUGAAGAUAAAAUCUCAAGAAAGUAUGAAAAAAUUGACAGCUACUCUGGCUUAA